AUGUCUAUAUAUAAAGCCCAAACUUGUCUUCUCUGUUCUCCUCCGGCGAUUCUCCGACCAAGCGCGCUCUCUCUCUCUCUCAUCUCAAUUCUCAUGGAAGAAACGUCCAAGCUGCAGUUGCCGGAGACCUUCCUUAGUUUUCUAGAGGCGAAUGGCAUUGAUCCUUCAAUCUAUACUCACGGAGAUUCGAUUCCACGCUAUGUAAGGUUGAAACCUGGGUUCGAGUAUCUUUCCCAAGAGAUUGAAUCUGAGAUUAGUUGCAAGCUGGAGAAAGUGAAAUGGUUACCUGGGUUUUACUCCAUUCCUCCAGAUGUUCAUAUAGCGAGGUCCAAGGCGUAUCAGCAAGGGAAGAUGUACGGAAUCGACGCAGCUUCCGGUGCGGCUGUUUCAGCUCUUGGUAUCUCCCCAGGAGACCAUGUCUUGGAUCUUUGUGCUGCUCCUGGUGCGAAACUAUGCAUGAUGCUAGACCUACUGGGUGAGAUGGGCACUGCAACGGGUGUCGAUGUUGCUAGGCAUCGCCUUGCUGCCUGCAGAACUAUGCUUCAGAAAUAUGGGCUUGGGGGGUCAUUUGGGGACGAUCAUGAAGAUACAUUCAAGCAGUGGACUUCUCGUAGACCAUACAAAGAAAGGAAGCAAGAAGCUAAGACUAUGAAUAAGUUCGUUUUGCCCCAGAAUGGACAGCCGGAAAUCAUUUUCUACGGACACAGUUCUGGAGUUGUAGGGCUAAAAAAGAAGGAGCUUUAUAGAUCCCUUGACCAAAAGGAUUAUGCAUAUUGUGGGUAUGACAAGGUUCUUGUGGACGCAGAGUGCACACAUGAUGGUUCAAUCAAACAUAUCCAGAAAUUUGAGCAAUGGGGUUGGAAUACGCUGGAGCGCCGUGUACUGGACGCUGAGAGAACCGAUAGAAACUUGACAGCUCUUCAGUUGAAUCUACUGAGAAAUGGGUUCAGAUUGUUGAAACAAGGCGGCACUCUUGUAUACAGUACCUGCAGUUUGACGCUUGCCCAAAACGAAGAUGUGGUGGAUCACUUCCUUGCUGAAAGUUCCUCUGCAGAGCUACAAGAGAUAGAAACGGCCAAGGACUGGCCGUGUAGAAGUGGCCGCACUCCAAAAACAGUGCGUUUCGAGCCUUCCACCUCAGCAACCAGCGGACUUUUUGUUGCAAAAAUAAGGAAAUUGCCAAACAAAGAAGCAGAGAAGAAUGUGUUGUGA
Messenger RNA from Thlaspi arvense, 1212 nucleotides. The record is from the annotation of a GenBank genome assembly. Lineage: Eukaryota; Viridiplantae; Streptophyta; Magnoliopsida; Brassicales; Brassicaceae.